CUAAGUUCAUUUUACGACGUCUGCAAAGAUGCCCGAUCCAGCUAAGACUGCGCCCAAGAAGGGCUCCAAGAAAGCCGUAACCAAGACCGCCGCUAAGGGCGGCAAGAAGAAGAGGAAGACCCGCAAGGAGAGCUACGCCAUCUACGUGUACAAGGUCCUGAAGCAGGUCCACCCAGACACCGGCAUUUCCUCCAAGGCCAUGAGUAUCAUGAACUCGUUCGUCAGCGACAUCUUCGAGCGCAUCGCCGGCGAAGCCUCCCGCCUGGCGCACUACAACAAGCGUUCCACCAUCACCUCCAGGGAGAUUCAGACCGCCGUCAGGCUGCUGCUUCCCGGGGAGCUGGCCAAGCACGCGGUGUCAGAGGGCACCAAGGCGGUGACCAAGUACACCAGCUCCAAGUAAACACUGCUACGACCACCACAAAAACAAAAGGCUCUUUUAAGAGCCAACACACUCUGAUCUGAAAGGUAAAAGGCCUGUUCAAACUGACCAAUUGACAAAUACGACAAACUGAUUACAUAUAAAAACCUAAUCAACAAAUGCACAUUUCACAUGUUCCUUCACAUACUAAUAAAUAUAUCACAUAAAAAAAGCAUUUGUUAAAUUCAGAGAUAUUAAAUGAUAGUGAGCCAAAUGAAGCUUGAAGAUCUGAAGUGACAUCAGAUGGUCAAGCCAAGAAUGUGAAAAAUUUACAACACCCACAGUGGGGACAUUACUUCACGCAACAGCAAAGUACAAAGCACAGAAAACAAUGACAGAAUAAAAGACUGUCAAUGUUGGUCAUUGGAAGGGUGAUUGCACAGUGUUUAAAUAUAAUCCUGUGCUGGUUGCACAUAUAUAAUAAUGCACAGAGAUUACUGUGUAACUGAUUUAGUGGGGGGUAGUAAGCAGUUCUGAUUGCCCCCCCCCCCAUCAAUCAGCAAGGGUGGAUCAGUCUGCUACUGAAGCUGCUCUCCAGAGCAGACAGUAAGAUAGUUCUCCAGUGGGUGAGAGUUCUGGUCCAGGAUGGAUGUGAGUUAACCCAGGACCCUUCUCUCAUCCACCUCCUGCACUGUGUCCAGAGUCCACGACAGAGCUGAACUUUUUAAUGAUCCCGUCCAGUCUCUUCCUGUCCCUCACUGUGAUGCUGCUGCUCCAGCAGACCACACCGUACAGGAUGGCUGACGUCACCACAGAGUCAUAGAAGGUUUUCAGGAGUGGCCUCCUCACUACAAAAGACCACAGUCUCCUCAGCAGGUGGAGUCUGCUGUACAGUGCAGUGUUGUGUCCGAAGCGGGGCAUAUAGAAAGUGAAGAGGAAAGGGUCAGUACAGUUCCUUCUGGGGCCCCCACACUGCAGGUCACUCCUUUUAGCCCACGGCCAAGAGCCAAGUGUAACAAAUUGACUGUUAAAGAAGAUAGUGUCAAAGUGUGACUGCAUCUCAAUU
This is a messenger RNA of Betta splendens (Siamese fighting fish), 1427 nucleotides long. Its product is annotated as histone H2B 1/2-like. NCBI's taxonomy places the organism in Eukaryota, Metazoa, Chordata, Actinopteri, Anabantiformes, Osphronemidae. The coding region runs from base 29 to 403 and encodes 124 amino acids. Gene Ontology annotation, cellular component: nucleosome. The transcript has a single exon. Gene Ontology annotation, molecular function: structural constituent of chromatin; DNA binding; protein heterodimerization activity. The record is from RefSeq and is a predicted model, not a curated record.